Messenger RNA from Meloidogyne enterolobii, 1838 nucleotides. Lineage: Eukaryota; Metazoa; Nematoda; Chromadorea; Rhabditida; Meloidogynidae. The record is from the annotation of a GenBank genome assembly.
AUGGGUCCAGUCUUAGCCAAUCUAGAUUCUCUCGUUCGAAUGCCUUAUGGGUGUGGUGAACAAAAUAUGGUUACGCUAGUUCCAAAUAUCGUUGUUUUGAGUUAUUUACGAGCUACACAACGUUCAACUCCACAAAUGGAAUUAAAAAUUAAAAAAUAUAUGGAAACGGGAUAUCAAAAAGAAUUGACUUAUAGACAUUCUGAUAAUUCAUUUUCUGCUUUUGGAGAGCAUGAUCCUCAUGGUUCAACAUGGUUAACUGCUUUUGUAAUUGUUUCGUUUAAGCAGGCGCAAGCGUUUAUUUAUGUUGACGAUAAAGUUUUGGAGGAUUCGAUAGCCUUUUUAAUUGCCCAACAACAAGAAAGUGGCGCUUUUAUGGAGCGUGGGGAAGUUCUCCAUAAAGCCAUGCAGGGAGGGGCAGCUGAGGGUGGUUAUUCUUUAACUGCUUAUGUUUUGAUUGUUUUAUUACAAAAUCAUGUUCAAAAUAAAGUAACGGAAAAGGCUAAAAUUUAUUUGGAAUCAAAAUUGGAAGAACAAAAAGAUAAUUCUUAUGCAUUAGCUAUUUCUUGUUAUUCUUUACAUUUGGCUAAUAGUGAAAAGAAAACAGAUUGUCUAAAAUUAUUAGAAUUAAAUAAAAUUACUUCAAAUGAUGGAAAUGUUCAUUGGUCUGGAAUUAAAAAAGAAAAGUCUUCUCAACAACAAAAAAGUAGUGGGCAACCUGUUGAUAUUGAAACAACCUCUUAUGCUUUAUUAACUUAUAUGUUAAUUGAUGAUAAAAUAAAAGCUUUGCCACUUGUUAAAUGGUUAACAUCACAAAGAAAUUCCCUUGGAGGGUUUUUUAGUACUCAAGACACGGUUAUGGCUUUACAAGCUUUGGGGAAAUACGCAGAACGUUCUUAUGGUGCUGCUUUUAAUGUAACAAUAAAAAUUCAGAAUGGGGCUGAUUCACAUACUUUUAAUAUAAAUCCACAAAAUUCUUUGGUUUUACAAAGUUAUGAAUUGUCAAAUUUGGAUUCGCCAGUCGAAAUUGAAGCUUUUGGUUCAUCAUUAGCAUUUAUUCAAUUACAAUAUUUUUAUUAUCGUUUACCUUCACAAAAAGACGAAUUGUCCUUUUAUUGUGAAAAUGAUUUAAAAGAACAGAGAAACGGCCAAAGACUUUUAUUAGAUUUGUGCUGUAAUUAUACACGUUCUGGUGGACGUUCAAAUAUGGCUGUAGCUGAAAUACAGGCGUUGAGUGGAUUUAAAUUUGAUGAAGAAGAAAUUGGGAAAUUAACUGGAAUUGGGGAUUUACAAAGGGUGGAAUUGGAGAAGGAUGAUACUAAAGCUAAUAUUUAUUUUAAUUCUUUAAGUGAUGUCCCUGUUUGUCUAACCCUUUCCAGUGAUUUAGUCUAUCAGGUAGCAGAACAAAAACCUGCACAAUAUUUACUUUAUGAUUAUUACCAACCAGAUUUACAAUUAAAGUCGAGUUAUGGAGGAAAUCAGCAACAGCCAACAAUCCGUUCCCUCGAAGAUACUUGUUCUGAAUGUUGGCCAGACCCUGCAGCAUUACAAUCAUCUUCUACAUCAACAAAAACUUCAAAUAAUUCAACAACUUCCUCCCCAGGUUUAUUUUCAAUGACUGCAUUGUUGGCUUGUUUUUCUUCUUUGCUCACUUAUAUUUUUUGCUGUUAUUGUUGUUUUUAAUUAAAUAAAUACUUUUUAAAUGAACAUACUUUUAACUACUCAUAAUUGCUCUCUCUCUUUUGCUGUGCUUUUAUUUUUUCUAUUAAAAUUUUUAUUUUUAGCAUUUCCGGUUCCCCCCGUCUUCUUUAAAAUUUAUUUUUUUUUUCAUUCUAUCUACC